UGUCGGUCUCGUGGUGAAUCGUUUGACCUUAGUGAUUGAUUAACACUGUGCAACGAUGCCACUCAUCUCUGUCAGUGAUAGAACGUCAGAACCAGAUGUGUCACCGAGUAAUGCCGGAAACUUGUGGUUUUCAAUCCUGAAAAACGUUAUUUGAGAUCCAAAUCCCUUCAAAUCUGAAGGAGAAAAGUGGAAUCAUGGGGUCGAUAGCACUGGAGGAGUAUGAGUUGAUGAAGGACUCGAAAUAUCGAGUUUACGUGUCAUCAGUGGACAAGGCCCUCAAGAACUUCGAGUACACGAGCGAGUGGGCGGACCUAAUAUCGGCCCUCGGGAAGCUGAACAAAGUCCUCUUAAGUAACUUGAAAUUCCCAGUGAUUCCCCGCCGGAUAAAGAUCUCAAAACGCCUAGCGCAAUGCAUGCACCCAGCCCUCCCUUCAGGGGUCCACCUGAAGGCCCUGGAGACGUACGACGUCAUCUUCAAGUGCAUGGGGACCAAUCGUCUCUCCCACGAGCUCUUCAUCUACAGCGCAGGGCUCUUCCCUCUGCUAGGGCAUGCCGCGAUGAACGUUCGUCCCACUCUACUCACUGUUUACGAGACACAUUUUGUUCCUUUGGGGGAACGUCUUCGUCCAGGUCUCUCUGGCUUCCUCUCAGGAGUCCUCCCAGGUCUCGAGGAAGGUUCAGACCACUUCGACCGCACCAACUCCCUCCUGGAGAAGGUCUGCGAGGGGGUGGGUCCCCCGCACUUCUACGCCUGCCUCUGGGACUGCCUGGCGUCCAACUCAGGCAUCCGUCUCCCCGCCAUCUCCUUCGUCCUCUCGCACUUCAACAAGAAGCUCCCGAUGGACGACCAGCUCUUCAUAAUGGGCACCAACCCCGACAUAAUGGUCUCAGCCCUGUGUGCAGGCGUCCAAGACAGUUCAGUCCUCGUUCAACGAAGUGCCCUGGACCUCCUCCUGAUAGGUUUUCCCGUCCACAACAGCCAGCUUAACCACCAGGACAUGGUGAUCCUGCUGACCUCAGCCCUCACGACAAUCCUCCGAAGAGACAUGAGCCUGAACCGAAGACUAUUCGCUUGGCUACUGGGAACCGAAGUCAGCAAUUCAAUUCUCAAGAAGAAACUGGAACCCGAGGAGGUGGCAUCAGCAGCCUCGUACUUCGACACCUUCUCCAAGAAGAUGCUGAUCGAGGCCAUCAAAAACACCCUGAAACAGGUCUGCGAGGACCACCCCCUGGACUUGAAGCCCUACAGAAUCCUGGUCUCCCUCCUAGACAAGCCUGACAUUGGCCCUGUGAUCCUAGACGACAUUCUCUACGAGGUCUUCAGGACCUUCUACAACGCGUGCUCUCAAUCCCUGGAGAAACCCCUCAAGUCCCACGAAGUCGUCAAGUCUGCAAACCUCUUGUUCUCGACGCUGGAGCCCUCCUACGUCUGGGUGCACUGUGGCUACCUCUUCGAUCAGGCUUGCGACACGAAGGAAAAAGGAUCAAAACCCCCUGAAGGCGACGGGGUGAAGCCAGUAUCCUCGGGGAUGCCUGGACUCCUGGAGGUCUGCCACCUGACAGAAUUCUUGCUGGAGACAGUCUCGGUGGAUGCCUUCAUAGACACCCCUUCCGAGCACCUCCCCGAGAUGUUUCACGGGAUAAUAAAUAAAUUGUCGUCAAGAUUACACGUAUUCACACCACAGGAGAUAGGGAGAAGUCUCUCCUUGUGCAGGAAAAUUCUGUCUAAAGUGCAGCCAAUAAUCACAGUUCCACAAUCAGAAAAACAAGAGGAGAUAAAACAGGAGUGUCAGCCCUCCCAGGACGCUCUCACCGCGAUUCCCCUGGAGAAGAGUCAAUCAGACUCUAAACUAAACAAACAGAAAACCCCGUCAUUCCCUGAACGCACUCCCAGUCCUCGGAGGCGAGCGAACUCCGGAGGUGCUCCCAAACGCGAGAAGAAAUCUCGUAAAAAGUCUAGCAAAAGUGUCUCGAAGCUCAGUGAAAUGGGACCAGAGGACGUGACAAACAUAUCUGUGAUCAUAACUGAUGAAUCCAAGCUGAAAGCCCUGGACGAUUCGUCGAUUACUUACGAUGAGCUCAAGCCAAACGACGUGGACACCUCCAUCACGAGAUCUCCAUCCCCAGGUCUCCACGCCCAGCACACGAUGCUGGAGAAAUGUCUCAAGACCUUCGAACAAUUCUACGUGAAACUCAUCAGCGAGAGGAUCCUCGGUUCUGAGCGAAGGGUCUCUGACAUGUUCGAGGAGUUGAUAGUCUCCACCCCCAAGGAUUACGACGAACGUUCACGCCACUUGGAGAUGAUUCUGUCGUCGAGGCUGGCUCGUGAAGAUGACGGGAUCACCUACAAGGAUUUGUCGCCAGUGGACCUGGAGGAAGAGCCAAAAUACAACUAUCAUCUGACGUCGGUGGACCAGGACAGCUGGGAGGACAUCCUGAGGAUCUCCUCUUCGUUGUUAGUGGAGUUAUCAACUUUCCCAACGUACUACGAACCUGGGGACGUCCUCCAGGAGGAGGAGCCCAUCAAGCAGAGCCUCCCAGGGUGGCUGCAGGUGCUCACUGUCUGUGCCUGCUGGCUUGGAAGACAGCCUUCCCUCCAGCUGAUCAGCAUAUCAACCCUGCUUGACCUGAUAGCCUUGUCAGCAGCCCAGAGUGACCUGUCCUCUCCCUCGACCUCAGGAGAAGGUGUCACCCCAGUUAUAAUGGUCCCUCUCCUCAAGAAAUGGCACAUUUCUUAUUUGACUGAGUACACAAAUGUCUUCCAUGCACUGGCCCACUCCCUCUGGCAUCACCUGGGCGAGCUGCCAGCUCACAAAUACCGUCUGAGGUGUGUGGAGCUCCUCCACGAGCUCCACAACUCCAUCCACCAGACGUGUGACGCCGUUGAGGAUGUCAUUGGCUCUGCUUUGACAUUCAAUAAUCAAGAGAGGAAGAUAGAGGCCUUCAAAAGGUUCUCCACCCUGUGGCACCUGGGGCGAGAGAUCGAGAUCACUUCGAGGCUGAGGAGAUCCUCGAAGAGCUUCGACAAAAGCCUCUUGAAGAUGCUGGAUAAUCUUCAAUUGUCUGACAAUUCUCCCCUCAAACUUCAUGCCCAAUCCUGGCUGCUGCACUCCCUCGUCAGGGGGGACAUCGCCAGGGUCGUUGAUCCAGUUCUCAUGAUGCUGCUGGACCCCUCCACCUCCAGAAUGAGUGUUCUUCACGUCAGCAUUCAGCACAGCAACACCGUCUUCACGAAGAACGACGUCGAGGAGAAAUCAGAGGUGCAGGACGACUCCGAAGGGGCUGCGAAGAUCUACGCCAUCAGCUCUGUCGACGGUAACGUCAUCUAUCACGUCUCAGACUCCAAUGAGGACGACAAAAAGACGAAGAGAAGAAAGAAGAAGAAGGCUAUAAACCCGGUGAAAGUCAAGAGGAUCUUUGCGGUGACGACACUAGCCAACACCGACAAGGGAAACCAGUACGUAACAGAGAGAAAUCAAUUCAUGAAGGAGUUGGAAGUGCCUCCAAGCAUAUCCGAGAACAAGAACAUCUCGGUUUUCGUGAAUCCCCUGUCCGUCAACUGCACCACAAAUUCCCUCGAUUCCCUGAACGACGAGGAGACGAGAAAGUCGGCAAUUCCCGUGGAGCUUUUCAAGAACGCCACGAGAUUCAAGAAGCCCCUGGAGAACAGGUCCUCGGGUAGCUUCGACGACAGCCUCUUCGAGACCGCGGGCUCCACCUCCAAGGGAAGAGACAAGACCAAUCUGAAGAAGGUCUCCAAAGAGCUGGGCUCAUCCCUAGACUCGAUAUCCAACAGUUUAGAGUCGAACAGCGUCGACAGUGGUAAGCAGAAAUCCAAGAGAGAACCCCUGGCCAUCCUCUCAGGAAGUGCGAGAGAGGUGGCAGGAACCCUGCUCAAGGGCAAGUACUUGAGUACGAAUGAGUUCUCCACGAACUACGAUCUCCACGACUCGCUGUCGACCUACGAGAACAACAUAGGUGUCCCCAGUUGGACGAUGGGCGACGAGGACGGUGAGCUUGACGUCAGCACCACCGCUGAGGAGUACUUUUCCAACUCCAGUGGCAUAAGCGUCGUCGAGGAGGUCCUCAACGAGGUAGUCGACAAGGUCCUUGAGAUGUGUGAGUACAUGGAGCCGACAAAAGCGUCCGACGAGUCCGUUCAAUUGGACAAUGGGCACCGACGCGCCUCUGGUGUUGGCGUCCACAACCUCCACUCGCACAUGCUUCUUUACUGCGGCGUCUACGACUCAACGAGAACACUGUACGCUUUGAGAACAUUGCGCAGUGAAUUGGUGACCAACACCCGGAUGUUCCUCUUCGCAUCAGCAACGACAGGCAUCUCCAAUGCAUCGAAAGCGACGCCUCUGCUGAAUCUCCUGGCGAGACACAGAAAGAGUGUCUUGGGAAGGGGAUUUUAUGGGGACGUGGCAAGCACAAAGUUCCUGGCGACGUACCGAAGCUCGAUGUACCUGGAGGUACUGAUAAUCGUUUGUCUUUAUCUGAUAAGAAGCUACUACCCUAAUCUCGGACAGAUGCGACUGACACAGGAGGAAAUAGCGGGUAAUCGUCAGGUGCAGCUGGCAAGUGCUGAACUCCUGACCCUGAUAUUCUCCGAGUUGAUAUCAAUAGUCCGAGAAUCGGGUAAGGGCUUCAGCUGCUACAUAAUCGACCUCCUGACAAAGUGCAAGGUCCAGAAGAUUGCCCUCCACUGCCUAGUCUCCUCCGUCCUCAACAUGAAGAACACGCAAAAGGAGAGCGACGAACUCUUCACCUUCACCGAGGAGAUUGUCAUGUUCAACGAUCCCGUCUCAGAGACAGACGUCAACAAGUGCAAAUUCCGUAGUUCUGAUCACACCGAAGCCUUUCAGAUUCAACUCUUGAGAUUAGUAUUGAGUCUGACGAUGCUCGAGUACCAGUGCACUGCGCAGAAGGGUGACGACGUGCCCCAGACGCCGCAGGCCCCCUGUACCCCGACGAAAUCAGCCCCAAAUUUAUCGGGAAGUUCCCUGGAGUACAUUCCAGGGGCUCCAAUUCCCCAGCAACCCAUGUUCCUGGCUAGCAUCCUGAGUGCCUUGCAGCUGGAUCACAUGAGACAUCUCCACCAGCACUGGACCAAUUCAGUUACCUCGAGUCUUCCCUACAUGGGGGCCUCACUCACCCAAGUUGUGACUUCAGUAAUUCAUCAGUUGUGCUGUAAUAUCGAGCAUCUCGCCUCGUAUUACGUGCCCCAGGAGGGGGUUCCAGGGGGUAAAUUGAUUGAUCUGAGCUCAGUUGAGUGCUGUCUCCCUGCGGACUACACAGUGACGCACCUAGAGGCUUUAACCUUUCUCCUGCAGUACUGCCUUCUAGACAGUUCCCAGCAAAUCAGCUUCUCCUUCAACCCACCUUUCAGUGGAGCCCUCCAGGCUGGUGUGCCCGGUGCCAACCCCAGUCAGAUAUUCAACAACCUCAUUCACGUAUUCACACCGACACCCCUCGGCAACGAGUCCAAUCCCAAGGACAAACCCAGUGAGCAGCAUCUGCACGCAAGAAGAACAGCUCUGAGUCAUCUUCCCAGGAUAAUCGCCUCGUUGGCUGCCCUCUGGCAGGCGGUACUAGCAACUAAAGAUAACGAGCAAGCCAGCUGUGUGGUGGGCAGUCCCAGGGUCGUCAAGCACCAGUUGCUGGAGCUCCUCUCCCCCAUUUCCUUCCACCACGGUGUCAAUUUUCUCGCAGCUAUCGCAGUGGCUUGGCACGAGAGGAGGGGACCCAGCUCCAAUGGCAAGAGAGUUCUCCCUGAAGCCUGUCCCAAUCAGCAAGUCAUGGUGGACCUCGUGAGUGCCAUAAGAGUCAUGCCAAUUGACACCCUAGUCCAGACAGUCAAUCAAGUCAUAAAGACACCACCUCCCAUCCACGGUGUCAAGCAGGACUUCUCCCUCGAGGUUUCUGUCCUCGAACUGCUGUACGUUUACAUGCAGAGCAACUCCAAUCAGUCGUUGUCCGAGUCCUGGGGGUCUCUCCUGGGGCUUCUCAAGGACGGUUUAUCCCUCACUGCACCUGCCCAGUUUCUUCUUCUAGCCAUUUUGAAUGAGUACAUUCAGAAGUGCCCACCGAUGCACGAGAAGAAGGACAUCAGGGAGCUGCAGGACAUAUCAGCUAAACUUGUUGAGUCUUGCUCGCAGAUUGCUGGGGCCUGUCUCGAGCAGACAACCUGGUUACGACGAAAUCUGGCUGUUCGAGAGGAUGUGCAUGAUGAGGGGAGCUCUGAGGGCAGUACUGUGCCUGGGACACCACCGAAUUCUGCGUUCAGUGUUCAGGCACAAGGGGUUCUAGCCGAAAUUCUAGCUCCUCUCCUGGACGUCAGCUAUGGGUCCCAGGAGAAGGAGAGGGUGGUGACACUACUGACGAAUUUAAUGUACAAUGUCACUCCUUAUCUGAAGAAUCACACCAUCAAGAACAUAUCGUCCUUCAUCGCGUGCUCUCAACUGCUGAGCUCUCUGUCGGGGUAUCAGUACACGAGAAAAGCCUGGAGAAAAGAUGUUCUUGAUCUUCUCCUGGAUCCCGCAUUCUUCCAGAUGACAGCCGCCUGUCUGCCCUAUUGGAGGACUAUCAUUGAUAAUCUCAUGACCCAUGACAACACCACCUUCAGGGACUUGAUGAAUCGAGUGUCGAUCGCUCAGGGCGGGGGCAUCAGUAUUUUUUCGUCCAAGGAGCAGGAGUACGAGCAAAGGGCGCAGCUCCUCAAGAGGCUGGCUUUUGUGAUACUGUGCAGUGAGACUGAUCAGUAUCACAAGUACAUGCCAGACAUUCAGGAGAGGCUUGCCGAUAGCCUCAGGCUGCCCCAGGUCGUUCCCUCGAUUCAGGCGCAGGUUUUCUUGUGCUUCAGGGUGCUACUGCUGAGAAUGUCACCGUCGCACGCGACUUCACUGUGGCCAGUCAUUGUGAGCGAACUCGUGCAGGUUUUCCUGCAUAUCGAGGAGCAGUUGAACACAGACAGCGAGGAGUUCAGUCGUCAGAGCAGUUCUCAUAUUAAACUGCUGUCUGCGUUGGACUCCUCGUGGGCUGUCAAUGCCAACAAUGGUCUUCAGGCCCAUGGACACCCACACUGGCUCCAAUUGCAGCUGGCAGCUGCCAAAUUACUCGAUCUGGCACUGCUACUGCCAGCCCACAAGCUCCCACAAUUCCAAAUGUAUCGGUGGGCAUUUGUGGGCGAUGCAGCUGUUGGAAGACUCGAGAACAAUAAUCUAUCGUCAGACUUUGUACCACAUAUUACGAGAAUAGCAAAAUUGAUGGAUUUGAAGUUUAACGAAAGUCCACCAGUAAAAGUGACCCCAGGCGAACUGAUCCUCACAUCGAAUCGCAUACGUUCCCUCCAAGAUCUACACAAUUUUUUCUCAACCCUAAGCUGCCGAUCAAACGACUCGGAUGCACCGCUUAACAUAACGCAACUGGAGACUGUAAUCGAGCAGGACUUUCUCGAGCAGAUGCCAACAGUUCCACCCAGAUAAUAGGAUAAAAAUAAUCCCACUGACCGUACAUUUGUAUAAUAUAUCUGAUCAAAAACACGACAGCAUGCUGGUAAUGUUCAGUCGUUGAUCAAUCAACAAUAAUCGAUAAUAAUUUUAUCAUGGAUAAAUUGUGAUGAAUAGAAUUCAUUUUGUUGUAAUCAACCAAUGAUGGUGCCAUCGUAUCUUUUGCUACUCCACACGGUUAUCUGACACUCGUAUUUAUUCUAAUGAUCUUUGUAACUAUGCAAAUCGUUAAUUAUAAGGUAACGUUCAAGGAAAAACGGUGAAAAAGUGUUUAGUGCAAUUACGUAAAGCUUCUCACUCGUCUCCUCAUUCGGUUGUGAAUAGAUAUUUGAUGAUGGACGAUCCGUUGACGUUUUAACGUCAAUGGAUUAUAAUGGGGAAUUUUUGUACGUGGGAAAAAAAAUUGCAUUGAUAUUCAAGAGAACUGUCGACAUUUCUUCAAUUUAAGUUGAAGAAAGUCCUAGGGAAAUGGAAAAAUUAUUGAUUAUCUCGGUGAUGAGAGGGGUUAUGAAAAAAUAGCAUAAGACAUUUUUGUAGGAAAUUUCAUGAGCUACAAAAAAGUUCCUAUGACAUUUUCUCGUAAAAUCACUCAUUACUGCGAUAAUUGCGAAAUGGACGGAAUGAAAUGAACUGAUUAAUUUCACUUUUCGUUUUGACAAUUAUGAAAUUAUCGUGGUAAGGAGUGGGUUCAGGAAAAAAUGUCAUAAAACAUUUUUGUGGGGAAUUUCAUGAGCUACAAAAAGUUUUUAUGAUAUUUUU
Molecule: messenger RNA, 8270 nt
Organism: Diachasma alloeum
Lineage: Eukaryota; Metazoa; Arthropoda; Insecta; Hymenoptera; Braconidae
Product: protein dopey-1
Exons: 8
Coding region: 195-7487 (2430 amino acids)
Biological process (GO): Golgi to endosome transport
Cellular component (GO): trans-Golgi network; endosome
Source: RefSeq, a predicted model, not a curated record